AAUAGAUUCACAUCCUGAAAUAUUGAUGCCACCACCUAGAACAGCUAAGGCAGAACUCAUUCCUUAAGCACAGAUGAAUAGUAUUUUUUGUCAGGCUUCCUCCCUAGACAGCAAGGAAUCUAGACUACAUCAGAUGAGAUCACACAGCAUUAGCCAGCUUUACACUGAGUUGAGUCACAUGCCAUCUGUAGAGCAAAAAUUUUGAUUUCAUCAUGCUGUCUGGCUGGAGGAAGCUUGCCAUGAACACCCUCAAACAAAGAGACAAUCAGUGAGAAGACCACUUGUGUAUGAACAUUAAUGGACAGAUGUGAAAUCACAAUUAAAGGUGACACACAGCCAAGAUUUGAUUUCCAAGAAAAUGAAAAGAAAAUCCAUGAGCAAGGACAAGAGCAAAAGUUCCAUGGUGUCGGUAUCAACAACAUCUUUCAAGACAAAUCUUUCAGAUUCUUCAAAACAAACAAAUGUUGAUUUGGGACAGAGUCAGGUCUUUCCAACUGAGGUGCCAGCUUUGGCAAAUGAUUCAAACACAUUUUCUGCUGAAAAAAUAGAAUUGGGAAUUCCAGCUAUCUUUGACCAAAGUAAAACACAAUCUGAAAUCACACUGACCAAUCAAAGUAGCUCACUGUCAUUCCCCAAACAAAGUGAAGAUUCUGGCUUAGUUAAACCAAGCUCUGUGACCCCAGACUCUUUCCGUCAAACAGCCCAAUACAGUCCUGAUGAUAAAAUCAUCAUGUCCUCAGAAUCCACUCCAACACCACCAGGAUCUGGGUCCCCUCAGCUUGAUCAACUGCUGUCAGAUCUGGAGGAGAUGAAACUUAAGUUUAGACCAGAGACAAUUGACCCACCUCUGCCAGAAUCCAGUGAUGAAAGCCCUGAAGUUGAUCAAAUCUACAAGUUUGAAGACCUGUCACCUGAAGAUCGCACCACAGAAGAUAGUGAUACUGUAAGAGUCAGUGUGUUUUCUGUUGUACAGCUUGUAGAUGACACUAACCACACAACUGCAGGAGUCACAGAAUCUGCAUAUUUCCAGACAUCCAUUCAAGAUGAAUCUGAAUUUGUCUCAGUCUCCCCCGAUCUAACAAAAACCUCUUGGACAAGUGUACCAUCAAGACUUGGCAGACAUACAGAUAGUCCUGUAUCCCAUACUGAGUCUCUUUCAUUCCCAGAAUCUCCCCAAAGAUUUUGUGAAGAGAUGGAACCAUCACUGAGAUCAAGUUUUCGUUUGGACAUAUUCCAGACCAGCAAAUAUGGUGAAAAUGCUGGUGAGACAUUUUCUCCAGUGUCUUCACCCAAAAUAGCUGCAAAGAGUCACUCUGAUAUACCUGAAAAAAAACUGGAUAAUCUAUGUGAGGGAGAUAAUACAUCUGGCAUUCUUCAAAGUCAAGAAGAGGGUGAAUCAAUUACACCAUCUAAUGACUCAAUGGGUGUGACAUCAACACAGAGUAGCCAAGAUCAACUUCCACAUUUAUGGGAGAUAACCUCUGUUGAAACCAUUCAGACUUUAGAUUUUCCUUCUCAGUCUCUUUCUGAUUUGACUCCUGAGACAGUUACAUCUGCAAGACAUUUUAGCUUUGAGGAACUGAUGUCGUACACCUCCUUGGGGAACCUGGAGAGAUCUUCAGAUGAGGAUAGGCCAAGGACCAGUGGACAGCAUUCAGAUGAAUCUCUGACUCCAGUUGACCAUGAGCGCUUUGCCUCUCAACCCACUUCAGUUAAACCUAAAGCAGAGGUGACUUCAUCAACUUCUGAUGAGGAGUACAGCAUCCCACCUGGAUAUGCAGAGACCUCUUCUACCACAUCUGUCUAUACCCACAUGCCUCCAGGAUAUGCAGAGGAUGUGCAUCAUGAUGCCGACAGCCCUACCUUUGAAUACUCUGACCCAGAGCCUUACUUUGACUGCAAACAAGCUACAUCAGAUUUCUCAGAGACUGAGCCUGAUGAACCUGAGUCAAGAACUAGGUCAAGUGGAGGUCAGCCCCAGGAUCAUCUCAGCCAUUCUAUAGUGCUAGAAAAUGUGAAUCGAGGAGUGCUAUUGUCCUCUGGAAGUGAAGAUUAUGAGGAUGCUCCUUUUGUCCAUGAGCCUCUUCAUGAUAUAUAUGAAGAGAGUGAGGAAUUAAUACAGGAUUCAGAAGCAUCCGAUGAAGAAUUCACCUUGUGUGAGGCUUCACAACUGCCUCCAGUAUAUGGGGCUUGUGAUGAUACUGAUAAGUCUCUGAUAAGGGUAAGAUGAGAUCUGGUAAACCAUCCCAAAUUGCAAGCUUUUCCCAGAGCUGAGCUUAACCAACAACAGCAUUUGCUUCAGAGAGGAAUGACUGCUAACCCUCUGGCCACAUGGAUGGGAUCUAAAACUCCUUAUAA
Messenger RNA from Lates calcarifer (barramundi perch), 2358 nucleotides. RefSeq names its product mucin-3A-like. The transcript is spliced from 2 exons. Bases 359 to 2230 code for a protein of 623 amino acids. The record is from RefSeq and is a predicted model, not a curated record. NCBI's taxonomy places the organism in Eukaryota, Metazoa, Chordata, Actinopteri, Centropomidae.